Molecule: messenger RNA, 4218 nt
Organism: Cotesia glomerata
Lineage: Eukaryota; Metazoa; Arthropoda; Insecta; Hymenoptera; Braconidae
Product: protein PFC0760c-like
Exons: 8
Coding region: 1-4218 (1405 amino acids)
Source: RefSeq, a predicted model, not a curated record
AUGUUAGUUAUCUGCCCUAAUCAUCAUCAUGAAAAUCUAACCUCCAAAAAAGAGUAUGAUAUAAACACAUUGGAUGAAAACGCCAGGAAAAUUAUAACGCAGAUAAAAAUUCAUCAUAAAGAUGAAUUACGCAAUGAAUUAAGUAAUAAUUUAACAUUGAAUACAACUAAAAAUUUAUCAGAUGUAUCUGAUCUUGAGAUAGAUGAAACUUCUGCUCUGAAGAUGGAGAAUGACUUAUUAAGACAACUAAAUACUGAACUACAAGCCCGAAACAGUUUACUGGAUAAGAUUGUUGAAAAUGGAAAUUUUUUCAAUAAUAAAAUCUCGACGUAUGCUGAUAUUGCUAAAGGUUCUGAGAAAUCAAAUGAAAAAGUCCCUAAAAUCAUAGUGAAAGCUAAAAAUAUAAAUAAUAAUGUUGAAACUUUGGAGAAGAUGAAAAAGAAAUUAACUAGUGAUAUUUCUUUACCUAUUAAUAAUGUAAGAAAAAAUAACAAUGGAUGUGUAUCUGUUAAGUGUAAAAAUAUGAAUGAUUUACAGAAAGUUAAAUCGGUUUUGAGUGAUAAAUUAGGUAAUGACUAUUGUGUGGACUUAGAGCAUCUUAGCAUGCCGAAAGUUAAAGUCUUAAAUGUAGAAAACGACCUUAAUAAAGAUGAAUUAUGCGAGGAUAUAUACUACAGGAAUUUUCUGGACCUGGAUGAUCAUUAUCCUAUUUUUGUAUCGCUAGUAUCGAAACCUAUAAAAAUAAUUCCGAAAGUAGCCUACUCUAUUAAUUACAAUAAGCUAGCUAAAUUAAGUGGUCAAUAUAAAUGGUCAGUGCUUACUGAAAUAAAAGACCCUGAUGAAUUUUUCAAAAUACUGAUUGACAAAGUUCAAAUGCUCAUUAAUGAAUCUAAAUUUAAGGUAGUUAAUACAGUAAACAAAAAUAAUAAUAAACCUAGGAGUAACUGGAUUACAAAAGUGUGUGCAAAAAUUAGUCAUGAAAGAAACUAUGUAAAUAAAAUUUUUAAAGACAGCAAAAAGAUGUGGCAAUAUGUCAGUAGUAAAAUAGGUAAAAAGGAUAAAAUAGCGCGAGAUAUAGAAUAUUUAAUCUGUAACGAAGAGAUCAUAUCAGAUCAUCAGGCAAUUGCUGAUGAAUUUGUAAAUUUCUUCACUAAUAUUGGUGAAGAGAUUGAUCCCAAAAUUGAUGGAGAUAAAAAAAUUCCCGAAGAAACAAAGGACACAGAUGAUAUUACAGAAAAUUAUAUUUUAAAAAAGAAGAGCAGUGAAGUGCAACAUUUAAAAGAGGAGUUAACAACUUACUUUGCAAAUUUGAAAAAAAGCUAUCAAUAUUUGAUGACUGUUAUCAAUGGUUAUGUACAAGAAUUAAAAAAACGUGACGAUAAAUUAAUAGAAUUACUGAAUCAAUCAAGACCAAUUUUUUUUGAUGGACUUAAAAUGAGCUCAUUUUUAGAUCAAAUAAAAAUGGUUGAGUCACAACUUUAUGAUACAAACAAUGCACGUGACAAGUUAUUAAAUGAAUUAUAUAGAAUUUUAGAACACAAACUAACCAAUGAAAAGCUCCUUCAAGAUGCAUACGAAAAAUCUAAAAACGAAAAGAAUGAAAACAAUAAAAUUUCUGAGCGAGGGUUGGACAUAAAUCCAAUUUUUGAUUUAAAAAAUAAAGUUAAUAAUUUGGAAAAAGAUGAAUCAUUCACAGAUUUAAACCUUGGAACAUUUAAAAACGAUGAAAAUUUGAACACGCUAUUAGAUCAACAAAGACAAAAUGUUGAGGAAUUGCAGCAAUCGGAAGAGUAUCUUCAAACAUCCAGUAAUGAAUUUAAAUUUCUUGAAAUUAGUAAGGCUAAUGAAGUUAAAUAUGAAAAUGAGUAUAAAAAGUUAUCACAAGAAAAAAUUGAAUGGAAUGAAAAAUUGAAUUAUCUUAGAGAAAAGUUGAUUAAAAAUGAAGAAGACUUGAAACAAGUUAAUAAUCGAUUAGUUCAAGAAGAAAAUGGAAUGAAAGCAUUAACAACAAAUAUAUCUGAUAAUAAAAAGCAAUUGAAAUUAUUUGAAUUGAAAAUUACGAAGCUAGAAACAUUGAAUAAUGAAAUUCACAAUAAACUUACAAAUGUUACAGAAGAUAGUUUAAAUAAAUUACUGACAGAUAUACAAGAAGUUACGGAAGUAAGAACAACUAAUGAUAAUAUUCCUAUAUUUUCUCCUGAAAAAAGUUCUCAUCUUUCGCCCGCUGCAUCAAGUACACUUAUAGCAUUAAAAUCAAAGGAUGAAAAUUCAAAAAAUAAGAUUAUUAGUUUAGAGGAAACUAUUGAAUUUUGCAAGUUUGGAAUCUCUCAAUUAAAACGUAAAAUUGAAACCUUAGAUGCUCUUUUUGACAAUACUAAGAAAUUCAGAUUGUAUAAAGAUGAAUUUGAAUAUAUUCAAAAUGAAUUAUCAACUAGUCGAAGUGAUGAACAAAGUUUCAAUCAGUUAGACAAACAACUUGGUAAUAAAAAUUUGGAUGAAAAAAUGGACUUAACAACGAUUAAAAGUCUAAUAGAAGAGAAUCAAAUAAUUAAAAACAAAUUGAAAGAAUAUGAAAGUAUCAACAAAAGAUUAAGUAAUGAUUUGAAUAAGACUGAAGAAGGUCAUGCUAAUUUAAGUGAAAAGAUUCAUACUUUACUAAACAAUGUCGUAGGUUCAAGAAGUUCCAUUGGACAAUUAGGAAAUGGAUUCAAUCAAGUAAAAGAAACACUUUCAACUGCGAAGGAAGAUAUUGAUUCAUUACGAAAAAAAACUGGCAGAAUUAAACAUGAUACUGUGGCAUUAAAAAAUCAUAAUGAAAGUUUGAAGGCUGAGAUUUUAGUUUUUAAUAAACAAUUAAAUGAAAAUAAUAACCAUAUGAAGUCUAUGAACAAAAUACUCGAACUGUUAAAAAUGAAACUUCACGAUAAGCAAACCCAUUCAGAUGAGUUGCAGUCUAAUUUUCAUGAUUAUAAGUCAAAUAUUAAAUAUUUGAUGACAGAAGUUCAUAUUCUAAAAAAAGAAAUAGAAAAUUUGAAGAAAUAUUGUGAUAUUAAAGAAGUUAAAUUAAAUAAUACAAAAAUUGCUGAGGAAGGUUUGUAUAUUGUAAAAAAUGAAUUAACUGAAUUAACCGAAAAAUGGGAUGAACUUAUAUCAAGUAUUGACUAUUUAAAGAAACAAACAGAAGAUUCAAAGAAUUAUCCAGAUGAAGAAUACGAUGAGCCAAAAAAAAAAGUGACUCGUUCACCAGCUGAUUUUUCAAAGAAAAUAAAAGACAUUUCUCAAAAAAGUCCUCUGCAAGAUGAAUUAGAAAUUUUAAGGAGUAACACCGUAAACUUGGAAGAAACUAUUGAAACAAGUAUGGUCGACAACAAUCACCUAUAUGAGGAACUUGCAAAAAUUCAAAAUGACAUGUCUACACUUGAAGUAAAAUCUAUUAAGUCAUUAAUGGUAAAUGAUGAACUUAUCGAUAAGGUUAAAUUAAUAACUCAUGAGAACGCUAGUUUAAAUAAAAAAGUAGACCGGUUGCAUCAUUAUGAUAAUGUGGAUAUUGAAAGUAGACAUAAAGAAAAAUUAUUAAUACACGAUAGUUUGCCAACUAAAACACAAAUUUCCGAGUUGAGGAGUAAAGAUAUUAUUGAUAUUAUUGACAAUAGUAUGAUUAACAGUACAUUUACCAAUGUAAAUAAAUUACUCAAAGAAGUUGAAUUGGACGACAAAGACACGUUUGACGUUGAAGUCGCUAAUCAAUCUUUUGACAACGUAAAAGUUCAGCAAGGAACUUUGAAGAAACUGCAAAAAAGAAAUAUAGUGUUGCAUAAUAAUUCAGAAAUAAUAAAAACAGAUUUACGAAUGAGUAAAAAUGAGAAUCGAAAUUCGAAUAAGAUAAAUCCUAGAGCAAAUGAAUCAAUUAUAGGAAUAAAAACUAAAGAUAAUGUUAAUUUUACAAACACCGCUCGUAGUAAAGUUGAGAGUAAACGACAAUUCCAAAGAAAUAUUUCUCCAAAAGAAAAUAUUCAAGUACUAAAUUUAGGACAACGGCACGUUAAAACAGAACGACAAAAAGGUCUGAGAGAACAAAAUCAUGAGAUUCUGAACACUUCUUUAAAAGAAUUUGAUGAUGAAUCAUCAAAUAAAUAUUGUCGUGAUGAUAAUGAAGAUGUAUUCCAUGAGUUUCAUCACUUUAUUUCUAAAAAAAUGAAGAAACAUCUUGAAGAUUAA